CGCUGGGCGCCCCGGCCCGCGUCGCCAACGGUGCUGCGGCGCAGCCCCGGAGCUGACCUUCGACGUUCGAGUCGGGCUCCGACAGCGCGGCGGAGUCCCCGAGCAUCAUCCUCCUUUGACUCUUGGGGGCUCCAAAGGGACCUCUCGCUUGGCACCGGGGGUGUCUGCGCCCGCCGCCCGCCCCAAUUGGCUUUACGGCAUCUCGGCCCUGGCUCCAGCUCCGGCUCCGGCGAGGGUCAUGAAGCUGGAAGCCAGCUGUGGCACAGCCACCUCAGAGGUCACUAAGCCAGAAAAGGAGGCUGUCCGAGAUGCAGAGCCAAGCUCUGAAACCCGGCCACAGGAGGUGGAGGCCAAGCCCAGGUCCGGAUCGGGGCCUGAGGCUGAGGCCGAGCCAUUGGACUUCGUGGUAGCCACGGAACGGGAGUUUGAGGAAGUGCUGGCCAUCUCAGGGGGCAUCUACGGCGGCCUGGACUACCUUCCCAGCCGCUACCACAGCUGGCUCCGGGACCCCGACCGCACGGUGGUGCUGGCCAAGCGCAACGGAGGCGUGAUCGCGCUGGAGUCGGUGAACAUCCUGUAAAAUGAAAUGUAUUUAGAUUGCUCCCCCAUUUGAGUCCUUGUUCAUCUUGCCUGGGAGCGCGGGAAGGGCGUGGCCGGGCUGCUGCAGCGCUUCUGCUCGCAGCUGGUCAAGCGACAGCACCCGGGGGUCAAGGUGGCACGGCUCACCCGGGACGACCAGCUGGGCCCCCGGGAGCUGAAGAAAUACCGCCUAAUCACCAAGCAGGGCAUCCUUUUGGUCCGAUUCAACGCGUCCGCGCUGCUGGCCAGGCUGGGCGCGCGGCUGGCGGCUCUGCGGACCUCCGGCACCUUCUCACCGCUGCCCACCGAGGCCGUGUCCGAGGCAGGCGGCGACGUGGCACGCCUCCUGCUGUCGCCCUCCGUGCAGCGUGAAGUGCUUCCGGGCGGGACCAUCAUCCAGGACUGGCAGCCCUACCGGCCUAGCGAGAGCAACCUGCGCCUGCUGGCGGCCAAGGGCCUGGAGUGGCGCGUGGACAGCCGCGCGCGCCCGCGCGUGCUCACACUGUGCACGCGCCCCUUCCCCAUCCCGCACGGAGGGGACGGCACUUGGCGCUAUCUCAACAUCGACGCCUUCGGCAGCGACGGCGCGCAGGUGCAGAGCCAGCUGCUGUGGCACCUGCAGCGCCAGGUCCCGCGCCUCGCCGGCCUCAACGUCAUGUGCCAGCUCUUCCUGGAGCCCCAGCUGUGGUCGCAGCUGGCUGACUUCUGCCAGGCCGGGCUGGGGCUGGAGCUGGUGAAGGGUUAUACUGAACAGUACCUGCUGGAGGCCGACAUCUGAGGCCUCUCCUCUGGCGGGGAAUGGGAAAAAGAAGUACUUUGGACCCGCCCUCUUCCACAGUUUCCCCCACCAACCUCUCUCCUGCCAUUUCCGACGCUGCAUCCCCUGGGAAGUCCCCUCUGAGUCCUGCCCUCCUGCCGUUACCGGCGCAGGUCCCCCCACUCUGUCCCUUUUCCCCUUACUAUCUUGCCUCUAGCUCCCACAAA
Messenger RNA from Mandrillus leucophaeus (drill), 1563 nucleotides. RefSeq names its product N-acetyltransferase 16 (GCN5-related, putative) (gene NAT16). The transcript has 6 exons. NCBI's taxonomy places the organism in Eukaryota, Metazoa, Chordata, Mammalia, Primates, Cercopithecidae. The record is from RefSeq and is a predicted model, not a curated record.